GACUGGUCAGACGUGUUUCGUCUCCCCCACCUCACACAGCUCCUCACUCCCAAGCACCAGCGAAGCAGUCGGGAAGUGGCGCUCCAACUUGUCCAUCAAACCACGAAACAAAGCGAAGAGGGCGAGACUGUUCCUCUGAAAAGGAUGGGAUUGUUUCUGUGGGACUCGAAGCAUUGAGCCGAACCCAACCUCACAAAAAGCAAUCUAGCAAUCCCAGAAACUCUCCUCGAACAACAAGCGGCAACUCUCCCAAACAAGAAACCAUGAUGUGGCGUUCCAAACUCGGAAAUGAUUUCGACAAGGCAAUGAUUGAACGAAGUGAGGCUCGAAACAAAGCUGAAAUCGAUAGACUGCGCCUUUUGCCGGAGAAUCGAUUCUGUGCGGAUUGCGGGAAACGAGGAACUGUCUGGGCGUCGGUCAAUAUCGGUGUCUUCUUGUGUUUGACCUGUGGAUCGCACCACAGAUCCAUAGGCACCCACAUCAGCAAGCCCAAAGGAUGCACGGGAACUUAUCUCUGGGGGCCUGAUGAGAUUGCACAAAUGCAAAACAUUGGGAACAAACGAGCUGCUCAGAUCUACGGUGCUGCCUCUGCGGAUGAACGACCCAGUCCCAAUGCAUCGGAUGCAACUUGGCGCAAAUUUCUAGUGGAAAAGUAUCAACAAAAGAAGUAUGCACCAAGACUUCAUCAAAAGGAGCCAGAAUUCGACUUCUUUUCUCAUCCGCAUCCACGUUCAGCAGGCGUCUCGUUUGGUGGAUUUAUGAAGGCACCACGACCAUUCCAAGACAAGGACGCAUUGGUCCUCGCUCAGGGGGAUCUAUUGUCCUUCCAUGAACCCAAUGCUUCUCGGGGGUCCAGUUGGGUGUCACUUCAGGAGUCGUCCUUCCCAAAGGCAACCGCGAAGGGACAACAAAGCCCAGAUUUCUUUGCCGAGUUCGGUUUGUGAAGGCACAGACUCUAGCCAAAGGGAGAAAGCACAAACCAUUACCCCUGCAUACCGUAUUGGCAAUAAGCACUAGCCAAACUAUACAAUACUAGCACCACCGUAGCACUACCGUAGCACUACCGUAGCACUACCGUAGCACUACCGUAGCACUACCGUAGCACUACCGUAGCACUA
Seminavis robusta is the source of this 1118-nucleotide messenger RNA. Lineage: Eukaryota; Bacillariophyta; Bacillariophyceae; Naviculales; Naviculaceae. The record is from the annotation of a GenBank genome assembly.